AAAAAAAAAAAAAAAAAAAAUGUGUCCACUGUAGGAGUGCCCGAUUACUUGGUCGUAAAUGGAUCAAGUGGCGCUGCAGCGUUGCUAUACUCCAGCACAUUAUUUAGAACAGUGCAGAGAUUAGCCCAAAAGACUUCCCCUUUUGACCAGCAACAACGCACUGCUUGCGGCUUAUUCCAAGUAGGAGAGCCCAAAUUCAAUCGAAAAGUGUCAGCUCAGCCGCAGCUUUCCAUGAGGCAUUUUUGCGAUAGGCUAUGGGUUCGGAAAUUGGCCGGCUGGUCGAUAACAUGUUCAGCGAUGGGCUGUUGGAGAAGAGACAACCUACUUCGAUUGUUGUGUUACAUUCGUAAACCGUCACAAGGCGUUUUUGGGGUCCGCGCAAGCCAUCAUAGAGCAAAGAGUAGAUUGGUCCCACUCCACCUGCUCCGUUUUCCACCGUACUUUGCCCACCGCGUGAGGAGGGCGAAACAUCCUAGCUGUAGGGUACGCGAGAUACGAAAGUACUGUAACCUAGGAUGUCAAUUCCAAUACCUAACAAAGUAAAGAACCACGAAGAAAUGGUACGCUUUGACUGGAUACAGUGGGAUGACAAAAAAAAAAGGCCCGUCGAAUCCUGCAGGAUAAGCUGAGAAGAUCCAUCCUCGUUCUCCUUCGAAACAGGCAGGUCAAUCCAAUCUUGGGAGUGGAGAAGGGGGCUGUGUCGCAGAUGCAGAGAUUUCAGCUAAGAAGGGGACACGUCAGCCGACCAGGGAUGUUGCUGCUGCCUGGACUUCCAGGGGAAA
Aspergillus caelatus is the source of this 782-nucleotide messenger RNA. RefSeq lists its product as uncharacterized. NCBI's taxonomy places the organism in Eukaryota, Fungi, Ascomycota, Eurotiomycetes, Eurotiales, Aspergillaceae. The transcript has a single exon. Bases 232 to 543 code for a protein of 103 amino acids. The record is from RefSeq and is a predicted model, not a curated record.